Girardinichthys multiradiatus is the source of this 5246-nucleotide messenger RNA. It is a transcript of the gene gabbr1a, whose product is annotated as gamma-aminobutyric acid (GABA) B receptor, 1a. The coding region runs from base 1443 to 4436 and encodes 997 amino acids. The transcript has 24 exons. NCBI's taxonomy places the organism in Eukaryota, Metazoa, Chordata, Actinopteri, Cyprinodontiformes, Goodeidae. The record is from RefSeq and is a predicted model, not a curated record. Gene Ontology annotation, biological process: G protein-coupled receptor signaling pathway; gamma-aminobutyric acid signaling pathway. Gene Ontology annotation, molecular function: G protein-coupled GABA receptor activity. Gene Ontology annotation, cellular component: membrane; G protein-coupled receptor heterodimeric complex.
UCCUGUACAACUAAAAACGAAUUGGUUGGAGGGAAAAUUAAAUAAAAACAUAAAAGCACAACGGAUUUCAUGAGUUAAAACUCUGUUGAUUAAGCUUCAUUCUUUAGUCCUCUGGAGGAAUCUAACCUAACAUCUGUUCAUUCUGGCCGUUCCAGAUCUUUCAUUUUCUUCUGGUGAAUCCAUUCUUUUAAUGGAUCUCUGCGUUCUUUGGGUCUUUCUCCUUCUAUCUGCUGGAGGUUUGGCUGAACUUGGUAUUUGGAACUGUUCAUAAUUUAUUCACCUUUAGAAAAACCCCUGUUCCAUCAGAAGAACAACCCCACAGCUUGAUGCUGCCACCACUAUGUUUCACUGAGUGUGGUGAUCAGUCUGUGAUCUUAUUUUGUGGCCAACAAAGUUUCAUCAGACCACAAAUGAUUUUAUGUCUUAAGUAAAAGGAUCCAGUUUAUGAACAAAUAUAAAAUGAACGCAUCACACAUGUCGACAGCCCUCAGCCUCUUCAGCUCCCUCUCACGUGGAGUUCCUCAUGGAUCAAAUCUUGGAGCCAUUUUAUUUUCCAUUUCCUUGCUCCCAUAUCUUUAGAAAAUGUAAUAUCUCAUUUCAUUCAUAUUCAAAUGACAUCCCGAUCUAUUGUAAUCAUCCUGUUUCACUAUAGCCACUGUUUGCCUGCCUUACUGAGGGGAACAGCUUGGAUCAAAUUUUCUAAACGAUGAAAGUAAAACUGCAGUUUUUUUUGGUCCCAGAGGAAAUCGCUCUGCUGCUUCUCCAGAUCCAGGUAGCCUGGAGCAGUUUGUAAGAGCUCAUGGAACGGGUAAUUCACGCCUUCGUUCCCAGCUGGACUACUGGACCUCUCUGUAUGUUGGUGUCACCCAGGCCGGCCUCUCACAACUACAGCUGGUUCAGAACAUUGCGGCUCGUCUCUGAACACGAACAAAAAAUCAGGAACAAAUCUUCCCAGUGCUUGCUUCUCUUCGCCGUUUCUCUGCUGGUUUAAUUUUACUGUUUGAAUGAUAACCUAUAAGGCCCUGAAUGGGCCGGCGCCUGUAUACCUGCCAGACCUCCUGCAGCUUUAUGUGUCCUCCAGAUCUCCUAGAUCUGAUGAUCAUUUGCUUGUAGUUGCCCUGAAGUCCAGGCUGGUCCACAGAGGUGAUUGGACCUUUUUAGUCGUAGUUCUUAAACUGUGGAACCAGCACCUUCAUAGCAUACAGGCUUCAACUCUUGGAUGUUUUCAAGUCUCUUCUAAAAACUCACUGGCUGUUAAAACAGCGUGAGAGUUGCUUUAUAAAGAAAUUUGAUUUGAGACAGAUUCUAAUUCGGUUCCAGUUAGUGUAGUCAAGUUUAGUUUUAGAUCCGUAGUUACAUAAACGUCUACAGAAGGUAGCCUAGGUGACGUUUUGCAGCCAUUCCUCAUUCUGAUCCAGGAUGUGGUGUCAGGAGAUCCAGAAAUGGCGCAGAUAUUGUUUCUGAUUAUCCUCAGCUCUCUUCCAUCGCUCGUUGUGCCCAUACAUAAUUCAUCGACGGGAGGCUGUGCCAUUAUCCGGCCUCCGAGGGAUGGAGGGAUCCGCUACAGAGGCCUGACACAAGAACAGAUCCGCAGUGUGCAGAUCCUGCCUGUGGAUUACGAGAUCGAGUACAUCUGCAGAGGAAACCGGGUGAUUGUGGGUCCAAAGGUCAGGAAGUGUUUACCCAACGGCACGUGGACGGACAUGACGCAGCCCAGCAGAUGCUUGCUGCUGUGCCCGAGGGUGUGGACGUCCCUGGAGAACGGCAGAGUGACGGCGAGGCCUCCCGGGCCCCCAGUAGAAGGGACGGUUCUUCAUUACAGCUGCAACGCCGGCUUCAUCCUGGAAGGAAGAAACAUCAGCCAUUGCACCAAGCUUGGCAAAUGGGAUGCUCCUAAACCCACAUGCCUGUAUGACAGAAACUACACAGGGAAGAAGAAGCUGUACAUCGGAGCGCUGUUCCCGAUGAGCGGGGGCUGGCCGGGGGGGCAGGCGUGCAUGCCCUCCGCUCAGAUGGCUCUGGACCUGGUCAACAACAGGAGCGACAUCCUGCCGGACUACGAGCUGGAGCUCAUCCACUAUGACAGCAUGUGUGACCCGGGAGAAGCCACCAAGCUGCUGUAUGACCUUCUCUACACCGAGCCCAUCAAGAUCGUCCUCCUGCCCGGCUGCAGUGGCGUCUCCACACUUGUGGCUGAAGCUGCUCGGAUGUGGAACCUCAUAGUACUGUCCUACGGCUCCAGCUCGCCGGCGCUCUCCAACCGCCAGCGCUUCCCCACCUUCUUCCGCACCCACCCGUCGGCCACCCUCCACAACCCCACCAGGGUGCAGCUGUUCCAGAAGUGGAAGUGGACGCGCAUCGCCACCAUCCAGCAGACCACAGAAGUCUUCACCUCAACUCUGGAUGAUCUGGAGCAGAGGGUGAAGGAGGCAGGCAUCGAGAUCAGCGUUCGUCAGAGCUUCCUCACCGACCCGGCUGUCGCUGUCAAGAACCUCAAGCGCCAGGAUGCGAGGAUCAUUGUGGGGCUCUUUUAUGAAACCGAAGCUCGGAAGGUGUUCUGUGAGGUGUUCAAGGAGAAGCUCUACGGGAAGAAGUAUGUGUGGUUCCUGAUUGGCUGGUAUGCUGACAACUGGUUCAAGAUCAAAGACCCAGCCAUCAACUGCACGGUGGAGAACAUGACGGAGGCCGUGGAGGGUCACGUGACCACCGAGAUCGUCAUGUUGAAUCCUGAGACCAUCCGUGGGGUCUCCAACAUGACUUCACAGGAGUUUAUUGGUGCCUUGAUGUCUCGUCUUGGGGGGAAGAAUCCUGAGGAGACAGGUGGAUUUCAGGAGGCCCCUCUCGCCUUUGACGCAGUGUGGGCUCUGGCUCUGGCCCUUAAUAAGACUGUGGCACCCCUGAAGGCCAAGGGUCGACGGCUGGAGGACUUCAACUAUAACAACCAUGACAUCACCUCGGAGAUCUACAGAGCACUCAACACAAGCUCCUUUGAAGGGGUUUCGGGUCACGUGGUGUUUGAUGCCCAGGGUUCCAGGAUGGCAAUGACCCUCAUAGAACAACUGCAAGGAGGCAGUUAUAAGAAGAUUGGUUACUAUGACAGCUCUCAGAUGAACCUCUCCUGGUUCAACAACGACGUUUGGAUCGGUGGAAAGCCUCCGGCCGAUCGAACAGUGGUGCUGGAGGAACACAGGCUUUUGUCUCAGAAGCUGUUUGUGUCUGUGUCGGUCUUCGCCGGGCUCGGCAUCCUCCUCGGCAUCGUUUGUCUGACCUUCAACAUCUACAACGGCAACGUGCGGUACAUCCAGAACUCUCAGCCCUAUCUGAACAACAUGACAGCAGUGGGCUGCAUGAUGGCGCUGGCUGCAGUGUUCCCGCUGGGGAUUGAUCGGUACCACGUCAACAGACCACAGUUUCCCGUCGUCUGCCAGUUCCGUCUGUGGCUCCUCGGCCUUGGAUUCAGCCUCGCUUAUGGCAGCAUGUUCACCAAGAUCUGGUGGGUCCACACGGUCUUCACCAAGAAGGACGAGAAGAAGGACAAGAAGAAGCAACCCUUGGAGCCGUGGAAACUCUACGCAACAGUUGGAGUGCUGCUGGGCAUUGACUUCCUGUCACUCAUGAUCUGGCAGAUUGUGGAUCCUCUGCACAUCACGGUCGAGAAGUUCACUAAGGAGGCCCCAAAAGAAGAUCUGGAUGUCCUAAUUCAGCCUCUGCUGGAGCACUGCAGCUCAGAGAAGAUGAACACGUGGCUCGGUGUGGUUUAUGGCUACAAGGGUCUGCUACUACUGCUGGGCAUUUUUCUGGCUUACGAGACUAAGUCUGUCUCCACUGAGAAGAUCAAUGACCAUCGAGCCGUGGGGAUGGCCAUUUACAACGUAGCCGUGCUGUGCCUGAUCACGGCUCCGGUGACUAUGAUCCUGUCUUCACAGCAGGACGCCUCCUUUGCCUUCGCCUCUCUGGCGAUCGUCUUCUCUGCCUACAUCACUCUGGUGGUGCUUUUUGUACCGAAGAUGCGACGUCUCAUCACCCGCGGUGAGUGGCAGUCAGAGCAACAGGACACUCUGAAGACCGGAUCGUCCACCAACAACAACGACGAGGAGAAGUCCAGGCAGCUGGAGCGGGAGAACAGGGAGCUGCAGAAGAUCAUCCAGGAGAAAGAAGAGAGGGUGUCGGCACUUCGCAACCAGCUGGCCGAGCGUCAGGCUAUUCGCAACCGCCGCCAACCCACCUCGGGCCAGAAUCAGAACCACAAUGCUCCGCCGCCUGCAUCCCAGACCGAUCCCAAGUCCCUGCUUCCUCCUCCGGGCUACCCCAACCCCACCUCGGACAAUCACUCCCUGCCGCCCUCCUUCUCCAACUCGUCCAGCCUCUACCCUGCGGACAGCAAGAUGAGCCGCAACCACUGUCACAACAGCCAGAUCCCGCUGCUCUACAAGUAGGCGGUGAGGGUGGUGGUGGGGUGCGCGUGGGAGGGCACAAAACACAAACGGGACACAACUGUGACGUUCACUUUGUUUGGGAGGAGAGCACAGCUGUGACGAGUCAUGCAGGUAACAACCGUCCUCACCGUUCUGCGUCGGUAACCCGGAAAACAAAGCACACAUAGCGGCAGCGGCGAGCACAUCUUUGACCUGCAGAGGUCAUCUGAACAUUUACGCUGUCAGUCCUCUCUACUUCGCUGUCUCGUUCUUUUGUGGGGACAGGCAUGUUUAAGGAAAAACGUGUUUGUGUUUUUUGCGAUUUCGUCUCCACGUUUCAUCUGAUUGGGUUUGUUGACCAGAAAUCCACGUGUAGUUGGUUUAUAUUGUUCUGUAAUAUUUGAUCUGUUCUGUCACUGAGAUGUUUGAUUCUUUGUUCACUUUUCAGGAGAAAACUAAAACUUACAGACUGAUAAAAGCGAUGUACAGAUUUUCUCCAACGUUCCUGUUGAACAGCUGCUGUGCUUGGAUGUCUGGGAACGCUGCAUUUUAUCCAAAAGUGAUCAUGUGAUUUAUUUAAUAGCCAUACCUUAAAGGUCAGGGGUCAGCAUGUAUGGAUGUCUGUUGUCCAGACUGCAUUUCAAUAAUCAAGUUAUUGCUUUUUUAACUAGAUAAUAAGUGAAGCGAAUAAGGAAUUCUUUUGGACAAUCUUGAUGCUUUCACUCGUUUUUUAAGUUUGUUUUUUAGUCUAUUGUUUGUUUCUUAUAAUCUGAGAUUGUUCAUUAACGAGAGAACCCAUGCACAAUAAGUCUAUAAAACAGGUCAUCUAUG